AUGCCUGCAACCUUAAUCACCGGCGCCACCGGCAAGCAGGGUGGAGCGGUGAUCAAUGCCCUCCUCCGCAACAACGCCGCCUUCGAGAUCCUUGCGGUGACGCGCAACGCGCAGUCCAGCUCGGCGCAGCGCCUCGCCAACAAAUCGCCCAAGAUCCGGCUCGUUGAGGGCAACCUGGACGAGCCCGCAACGCUCUUUCAAAACGCACGCAAGACCACCUCGGCCCCGAUCUGGGGCGUCUUCAGCGUCCAGUCGGCGUUCGGCAAGGGCGAGGAGCGCCAGGGCAAGGCGCUCGUCGACGAGGCACUGAAACACGGCGUGAAACACUUUGUGUACAGCUCGGUUGACCGCGGCGGCGCCGCAUCCAUCGAUAACCCGACGGGGAUCCCGCAUUUCGUCACCAAGCACCGCAUCGAGCAGCAUCUGCUGGCGCGCUCCAGGGACUCGGACAUGCGCUGGACUGUGCUCCGCCCUGUUGCUUUCAUGGAUAACCUGACCCCGGACUUUGGCGGCAAGGUAUUUGCCACCAUGUGGCGCAUGGCUCUGAAGGGCAAGCCGCUGCAGCUCAUCGCUACCUCCGACAUCGGGCUCUAUGCGGCCGAUGCCUUCCUGCAGCCGGAUCAAUACCGCGAUCGGUUUAUUUCCCUGGCGGGCGAUGAUCUGACCUUCACCCAGAUGGCGAAUAUCUUCCAGUCAAAGACUGGCACAUCUGUACCCACCACAUUCGAGCUGCCCUGUCGCUUGCUCAUGGCCACCAUGGCGGAGAUGGGGACUAUGUUCCGCUGGUUUCAUGACGAAGGCUACCGGGCUGAUAUUGCUGCUCUGCGAAAAGACCAUCCGGGACUCAAGGACUUUGCAUCCUGGCUGGAAACCGAGAGUGGCUUUCUCCCGCAUUGA
Molecule: messenger RNA, 897 nt
Organism: Penicillium alfredii
Lineage: Eukaryota; Fungi; Ascomycota; Eurotiomycetes; Eurotiales; Aspergillaceae
Exons: 1
Coding region: 1-897 (298 amino acids)
Source: RefSeq, a predicted model, not a curated record